Messenger RNA from Centruroides sculpturatus (bark scorpion), 4421 nucleotides. RefSeq names its product multidrug resistance-associated protein 4-like. Gene Ontology annotation, molecular function: ATP hydrolysis activity; ATP binding; ABC-type transporter activity. Gene Ontology annotation, cellular component: membrane. The coding region runs from base 258 to 4421 and encodes 1387 amino acids. Gene Ontology annotation, biological process: transmembrane transport. The transcript has 29 exons. NCBI's taxonomy places the organism in Eukaryota, Metazoa, Arthropoda, Arachnida, Scorpiones, Buthidae. The record is from RefSeq and is a predicted model, not a curated record.
UUUAAGAUUUUCAACAAACGAACAUUUACAUUUUUAUUUAUAUACAUAGAUAGAUGAACAAAGCUGAUAUAUCAUUUUAUGUGAUAAAUUAAACGUCUAUUACGUCUUGAUGAGACAUCAGAAAUUUAUCAAUGAAAAAACUUUUACGUAUUUAAUGUGCAUAUAAAAUUAUUUCGUAUUUGAUGUGUUCUCAUAUCCGAUGAGUAAUUCUGUAGAUCCCGACAUAGAAUAUUUCAGAUAGCACGUUUUAUCGUAGAAUGGAUCUAAAAAAGAAAAACAACCCAUUUGAUUCAGCUGGAUUAAUCUCUCGUUUAUUUUUCUGUUGGGUUUUACCAAUAAUAAACAAAGGAAGGAAAAAAUUUCUAAAAGAAGAUGAUGUGUACAGAACAUCAAAAUAUCACACUUCUGAGUACCUUGGGAAUUUACUUCAGAAAGAGUGGAACAAGGAACUACAGAAGAGACAUUCAAGCAUUUUGAAAGCUUUAUUGCGAUUUGUUGGAUGGAAAUACUUAAUAAUACUUUUACUUGCACUAAUUCAAGAAACAGUAGUAGUUGCAGGCCAAGUGUACUUAUUGGGAUUAACAACAUAUUAUUUUGACAACAGAUCGGAAUGGAAUGAAUACAACAUCUAUUUAACUGUUACAGGAUUUUUCGGCCUGACUGCAAUUUAUGUGUUUACAUAUAAUACUAAUACUUUCAUGACAGAAGUGUAUGGGAUGAAGUUAAAGAUAGCUUUUUGCUCUCUUAUAUAUAGAAAGAAAAUUAUCCUUAACAAUAUUAUUAAUAAACAUACUUGUAACUUAUUUUUCAGUUGGGUUUUACCAAUAAUAAACAAAGGAAGGAAAAAAUUUCUAAAAGAAGAUGAUGUGUACAGAACAUCAAAAUAUCACACUUCUGAGUACCUUGGGAAUUUACUUCAGAAAGAGUGGAACAAGGAACUACAGAAGAGACAUUCAAGCAUUUUGAAAGCUUUAUUGCGAUUUGUUGGAUGGAAAUACUUAAUAAUACUUUUACUUGCACUAAUUCAAGAAACAGUAGUAGUUGCAGGCCAAGUGUACUUAUUGGGAUUAACAACAUAUUAUUUUGACAACAGAUCGGAAUGGAAUGAAUACAACAUCUAUUUAACUGUUACAGGAUUUUUCGGCCUGACUGCAAUUUAUGUGUUUACAUAUAAUACUAAUACUUUCAUGACAGAAGUGUAUGGGAUGAAGUUAAAGAUAGCUUUUUGCUCUCUUAUAUAUAGAAAGGCAAUUAGGUUAAGUCCUUCGUCUCUAGAAAAAUCGAAUGUAGGACAAAUGGUAAACCUUUUGGCAAAUGACGUUUGCAAAUUUAAUAAUAAUAUUUACUGCUUUUCAUAUCUAUUUACAAAUCCUUUUCUAAUUGUUGUGACGAUACUCGUGUUGUGGCAGUAUUAUGGAUGGACUAUAUUAGUAGGAUUCUUGGUUGUAUUUUUUUUCAUUCCUAUGCAAAUUGCAUUGAGUAAAUUAUAUUCAAAAUUGAGAUUACAAGCAGUUAAAUUGGGAGAUAAAAGAUUAAACCUGUUGAACGAGAUGAUUGCUGACAUGAGAUUAAUUAAAAUGUAUACCUGGGAAUUGCAAUAUGCUUCAUUAAUUGAGAAAGUCAGAGCGAAAGAAAUGAAAAAAGUUCGAAUGUUUUUAUAUGCAAGGGGAAUAUCAUUAAUAUUGUCAUAUCCUAUAUCAAAAUUAUUUACUUCUCUAACAUUUCUUGCAUUUUAUUUAACUGGGGGACAAUUAAAUUCCCAAAUUAUAUUUGUCACUCUGGCUUUUUCCUUUUACAUCUUAUAUAGCACCAUUGUUUUCUUUUCUAUAUCAAUUAAUCUCGCUGCAGAAAUUUUGGUUUCAUUGAAGAGACUUCAGAACUUUCUUCUUCUUCAAGAAAAAGAUAAUGUAUCAGUGAAAAUUGCAGAAGAAAACAUAAACUUAACUGAAAACGGAAUAUGGAUGGAGAAUGUCAAUGCUGCAUGGAAAAAAGAAACAGAACCAACAUUGAAUGGGAUAUUUUUAAACGUACAACCUGAAGAAAUGUUAACUGUUAUAGGUCCGGUUGGAUCAGGAAAAACAUCUUUAUUAAUGUCCAUCUUGGGGGAGAUUCCUGUUACAUCUGGUAAAGUAUCAGUAAAAGGAAAGAUAGCUUAUGCAUCUCAAGAAGCUUGGGUAUUCAACGAGACUAUCAAAGAAAAUAUCUUGUUUGGUGAAGAAUAUCAAGAAGAGAAAUAUAGAAAAGUCUUGCACAUAACGACUCUUGAAAAGGAUAUAAGUUUAUUUCCUAAAGGCGAUCUGACUAUUGUAGGAGAAAGAGGAGUGAUAAUGAGCGGUGGGCAAAAGGCAAGAAUUAAUCUAGCAAGAGCACUUUAUCUAGAUGCCGAUAUAUUCCUCCUUGACGAUCCACUGAGUGCUGUUGAUGUUCCAGUGGCGAAACAUAUAUACGAAAAAUGUAUAUUGGAAUAUCUGAAAAAGAAAAUUUGCAUUUUAGUUACGCAUCAAAUACAAUUUUUAAACUCUGAAAGUAAGAUUAUAGUGUUAAACAAGGGUAAAUGUGAAUUCAUUGGCAAUUAUCGUAAAAUGGAAAGCAUGGAAAUGCAAACAAGAAUUACAUCACAGCAAGAAAUCGCUGGAAAUGUCGAAUUGGAUUGUACACUUUUCAAUGAUAAUGAAAUAAAUAAUUAUACUCAAGCUGAGACACAUCAUCACAUUGAACAUAUUAAUAAUACUAACACAGAAGCCGAAAAGAAGAAAAUACCACGUGACGACGAAGUGGAAACAGUAGGAAUUUCAGUUUAUAAAGAAUAUGUGAAUGCCGGAGCAGGAUUUUUUUUGAAGAUUUUUAUUCUUGUUACGCUUAUUGUAUCGCAGUGCAUUAUAAAUGCCAGUGACUAUUGGCUAGUCAAAUGGAUGAAUGAUAAGAGAAUCCAUAGCCAAAAUAUUUCAUUAAAGACAAAAUCUUUCUACAACAGCAGUGAAGAAUUUUAUCAUAGUGAAGAAUUCAACAUAUAUGUUUACUUUGCAUUGAUUUGUGCAGUAUUCCUCGCGGCGAUGCUUUCUGAAUUAUUAUUGUUUCGAAUGUUCACAACUGCAUCUUUCAAACUUCAUAACGAUAUGCUUCGUUGUAUUAUUCGAACUCCAAUAUCAUUUUUGGAUAACAAUCCUGUUGGAAAAAUUUUAAAUCGGUUUUCCAAAGAUGUUAAUAAUAUGGACGAUACGUUACCUUCUAUUUAUUACCAAUUGAUAAGAGGAUACAGACUUUAUGUUGGCAUGUUUUUGAUUCAAGCGAUAAUAUGCCCUUAUCUACUAAUAUUAAUCUGUGUUCUUUCAAUCCUUUUCUAUUUUUUGUGGACUGUCCAUAACAGAGUGUUGCAAAGCAUAAAAUAUUUGGAAGGAAAAUAUAGAAGUCCAGUAUUUUCUCAUCUAAGUGUAUCUCUUUAUGGAAUUACAACCAUCAGAGCAUUUAAUGCUGAAAGUAAAUUUAUAUCCACUUUUAAUAAAUAUCAAGAUAGACACAAUGCAAUAUGGUUUAUUUUCUUAGCGUUAAAUCGAUGGAUUUCUACAUAUGGUCACAUCGUUUGUUUCAUAAAUAUAAUUAUUACUGUUCUUGUUUUCAUCGUUUCAAUUAAUACAGAUGAUGCAGGAAGCAAACUCGGACUUGUUAUGAAUUACGGAUUAAUGAUAUUUUGUUACUUUCAAUUGCUUAUUAAACAAACAUCUGAAAUGGAAUUUCAGAUGAACUCGGUAACACGCAUUAUGAAUUAUAGCAAAUUGAAAUCAGAAGCAUCAUACGAAACGUCAUCUGAUAAAAAGCCACCAUCUGAUUGGCCACAAAAAGGUGAAAUUCAGUUUGAUAAUGUUUGUUUACAAUAUGCCAAGGAUAAAAAUACUGUUUUAAAAAACUUAACAUUUUGUAUUCACUCGGGAGAAAAGAUAGGAAUUGUUGGGAGAACAGGAGUGGGAAAGAGUUCAUUAAUAGCUGCGUUAUUUCGUAUGUCAGAGCCAACAGGAACGAUUACAAUUGACGGUAUUGACACAAAAGAUAUUGGUCUACAGGAUCUACGUAGCAAAAUAUCGAUCAUUCCUCAAGAUCCAAUGUUAUUUACUGGUCCUCUUCGAAAAAAUAUUGAUCCUUUCGAUGAAUAUUCAGAAGAAACUCUCUGGCAAGCAAUAGAAGAGGUGCAAUUAAAAGAAGUUAUUGGUAAAUUACCUGGCGGAUUGGAUACACAUUUAACAGAAGGAGGGAAAAAUUUCAGCGUUGGACAAAGACAAUUAAUUUGCCUUGCCAGAACCAUUCUUCGUCAGAAUAAAAUUCUUGUCAUGGACGAAGCAACAUCCAAUAUUGAUAAAAGGUGGGAAAGAGAGUCACUUAACACUGCUGCUAGAGAAUAUAAAAUGUACAUUGACCAUAUCGUGUAA